Molecule: messenger RNA, 561 nt
Organism: Klebsormidium nitens
Lineage: Eukaryota; Viridiplantae; Streptophyta; Klebsormidiophyceae; Klebsormidiales; Klebsormidiaceae
Source: the annotation of a GenBank genome assembly
AUGGCUCUAGCGUCUAGCCUGAAGCUGGCUUUUGUCUUUGCCUGCACCUUUCUCUGGGUGAUCAGCUCCGGUACUGUUUCCGCUGAGGGCAAAUGUGCAAGCGCGGGCAUCUGCGGCGAAGGUGUUUGUGCCGCCAGCCUCAACUACUGCUAUUCGAACGGCACACAGCAGCUGACGUGUUGCACCUCAACAUGCGACAAUUGCGACCUGAGCACCGGCCAACCUCCGAGCGCUUUCCAGACGAUUGAACUUUUCACUCAGCGGCCACAGAUUCCGGGCCCCCGCCACAGUGUCAUCAACACCUCUGACAUUGAAGGCGGGUUCAGUUUCUCUGAGGACUUUUUCCUUUCGGACAAGCUCCCAGCAGACCUGAACAACCCAGUAUCCGGGGAGAGUGCAGGCUCCGUUCUUUUACAGCGACGCCGUGAGCCGGGGGGUAUUAGUAGCGGGACCGGCAGGUUCAGGCUUGCCCGGGGCGAAGCGAUUUUCACCAGGAGCAUCGUUAGCUCCAGCGGAAACCACACCUACGAUGGCGUCAAACUAUAUUACGCACUGUCGUGA